Messenger RNA from Rhodamnia argentea, 465 nucleotides. RefSeq names its product cysteine proteinase inhibitor 1-like. The transcript has a single exon. The record is from RefSeq and is a predicted model, not a curated record. Gene Ontology annotation, molecular function: cysteine-type endopeptidase inhibitor activity. Bases 87 to 449 code for a protein of 120 amino acids. Lineage: Eukaryota; Viridiplantae; Streptophyta; Magnoliopsida; Myrtales; Myrtaceae.
AAUGAAGACCCACCAAUCUCAAACCCCAACGCUCCAAAAGUAAGACCCGAGAAAAACAGUUACCAAAAACCAAAAAGCCUCCGCAAAUGAGACUCGUCAUCCUCGCCGCCGCCGCCACCGUCGUCCUCCUCCAGGUCUCGGCCACCGGGGCCGGCAUUACGGUGGCGGUGGUCGGGGGGUGGAAACCGAUAAAGAACCUCAGCGACCCGUACGUGAAGGAGAUCGCCGAGUUCGCGGUCAAGACGCACAAUGGCGAGGCCAACACGGGGCUGCUGCUGAAGAGCGUGGUGAAGGGCGAGACGCAGGUCACCGCGGGGACGAACUACAGGCUCGUCGUCGAGGUCAAGGGCGGGGCGGACGCGGGGAGGUUCGAGGCCCUCGUUUGGGACAAGCCGUGGGAGCAUUUCAGGCGUCUCUCGUCGUUCGAGGCCGUUCACGCCCACGUUUGAGGUCGUCGUUUUCGUC